UUUGGUGAACGGGAUUUGUGUUUUUACGCGACGUGAGGUGGAAGAGCGGCGCCGUCGAUACAUUGAGCGGACAUGCACAACGCCAAGACGAAGCGGUCGGAACGCCUGAAGAAAGCCAAGGAACAGAAGGCCUCGAGCGCAGAUGCGUCGUGGCAGAUUGACGACUUAUUGACCAUGUCGGAUCUGUCGGAGGAGAAUCUCCUGCGAAGCCUUCACAGUCGCUACGACCACGACCUCAUCUACACUUUCGUGGGUCCAAUCUUGAUUAGUAUUAACCCGUACCGCAGCAUCGACGGUCUGUACUCGGACAGCACCAUGGACCGGUACCACAGCAACGCUGCCGGGAACAAGCCACACGUGUUUGAAACGAUGAAGGCAGCUUACGAAGAGCUCAUUUUGUCGAGCGCAACGAGUCCGAGCGAUCAGAGCAUAAUUAUUAGCGGAGAAAGCGGGGCCGGCAAGACGGAGACGACCAAAGUGAUCAUGCAAUACUUGGCUCGCGUCACUACGAGCGGUCACACGAACAAUGGCGUUGUGUCCCUCGAGCAAAAGGUACUGGACUCGAACCCGUUGCUCGAGUCGUUCGGGAAUGCCAAGACACUGCGCAACGACAACUCGAGUCGGUUCGGCAAGUUCAUUGAGAUCCAAUUCGACAAACAUGGAAAAAUCGCAGGCGCUGAAAUCAUGAACUUCCUCCUCGAGAAGACUCGCAUCGUGACACAAAGCCUCGACGAGCGCAACUACCACAUCUUCUACCAACUGCUCGCAGGCGCCGACAACGCAUUGAAGGAGCGCCUGCACUUGACCAAGCCCCAGGAUUACGAGUACCUCAAACACAGCGGGUGCUACGUCUUGCCUGCCAAAGACGACAAGGAAGAGUUUAACAUCACGACACACUGCAUGACCACGAUUGGAAUUUCUCAAGACAUGCAAAUGCACGUGUUUGAAAUGCUCGCUGCAAUUUUGCACCUGGGCAAUGCCGACUUUGAUGUAGUCCACGAGAACUGUGUCCCGAGCAACGCGGCGUCGACAGCGUGCCUUGAAUUGGUCGCGUCGCUGCUGCAAGUACCGAACGAAGCGCUCCAGUCGGCCUUGUGCACGCGGCAACUCUUUGUCGGCGGCAAGGUGAUUGUGCAAGCGCAAAACGCGGCCCAAGCCCGGGACAAGCGGGACGCGUUGGCCAAGACGAUCUACUCGUCGCUCUUUAUGUGGCUCGUCACCGAGUUGAAUCGUACGAUUUCGCAGCCCGCGCAAAAGUGGGGGUUCAUCGGGGUCCUCGACAUUUACGGGUUUGAAAAGUUUGACUGGAACACCUUUGAACAGCUCUGCAUCAACUUUGCCAACGAGAAACUCCAGCGCCACUUCAACCAGCACAUGCUUGAAGUCGAACAGGAAGAGUACACGCGCGAAGGCAUUGACUGGACGCACAUCCGGUUCCAGGACAACCAGAGUACGCUCGAACUCCUCGAAGGCAAGCCUGGUGGGAAGCCCGGCGUGUUUAUUGCGCUCGAUGACGUCUGGCGCAUGAAGGGUGACGAGGCGAAUCGAAAAUUCGUCAGCUACCUCCACUCGACGUUUGGCGCGACCCACCACGAGUCAUACAUCCAGCCGAAAGUGGACGCCGCAUUCGCGUUUGGCAUUCGACAUUAUGCUGGCGAUGUCAUUUACGACGCCAGCGGGUUCAACGACAAGAACAACGAAGACCUGAACGACGACAUGAAGGACUUGAUCAAGUUGUCGACCAACUCGUGGCUCCCGUCCAUGGUCGACUCGAACCUGCAAGCGGUCGAGUCCAUCUCCCGCCGGGCGUCGAAUAAACCCGCUGGCCCCGUGGCGGCAUCCCGCCGACCGUCCGAGAACGUUGCAGCGGCCGACAAAAAAACGCGCACUUUGCGCGAAAUCUCGGUCGGCGCGCAGUUCCGGUACCAGCUCCAGGAACUCAUGUCCAAGAUCUCGCGGGCCACGCCGCGGUACAUCAGGUGCAUCAAGCCGAACGAAGAAAAGCUUCCGCAGACGCUAGACGGCGCCCAGUGCGUCCGCCAGCUCAAGUACUCUGGGAUGAUGGAGGCUAUUCAAAUCCGUCAAAAGGGCUUUGGUCUCCGAGAAGACCACGACGUGUUCUUCUACGAUUACUUGGCGCUUGCACCUGCGUCGGAAGACAUUUGCGAACUCGUAACUUCCAUCUCGGAGAUGCUCAACGAAGGCAAAGAUCAGUGGCAAAUGGGCACGUCCAAGGUCUUCCUAAAGCGGUCGGUUGCGGAAAAAUUGAAGCGUCUCAAGGUCUUGCGCGAGAUGUCGGCAGUUCGAACGUUGCAACGAUGGCACAAAGUGUUGAAGCGCAACUCAGCCGCGAUCAUUAUCCAGAGCGCCAUGCGAGGAUGGCGAGCCAAGAAGGAGCUGGGGUUGCUCCGAUCAGCUGCGUACACUGUCAUGAAAAUGGCACGGGGCCAUGCAGCGCGUACACGGUACAAGAAACUCGUGACGCAGCACCGCCUUGAGGUGAAAUGUGCGAUCAAAAUCCAAGCAAUCGCGCGGGGGUAUAUCAUUCGGCAAAAGGACUUGCUGCACCCGUUCGCAGGGAUGGGCCCAAAGGAACUCGAUGCACGUAUCAAAGAAAUUGAGCAUGCCAUCGAAGUUGCCGCGUCCAAGAAACAAUUUGACGUGUGCACAUUGCUCCAGAAGGACUUGCAUGCGACGCAAGAGGCCCGGCGGUUGGUACGAACACCAAAGGAAGUGGACGCCGAAAUUGAGGCGUUAAUCCAUGAAAUGGAAGCUCUCGCCGCUCAAAAGAAGUUUGCCGAGUGCUCCGUCGUCCAGGCCAAGCUCGCGGCGUUGCAAGAAUUCCGCCUCAACAUGCCGGAAGACUUGAACGAGCUCGACCCACACGAGCUCGACGUCCGCAUCAGCGCCGUGAAUGAAGAAAUCGUCAAAGCCAUGUCUGACCGCAAGUUUGAACUCUGUGGCCAACUGCAGGAAAAGCUGGACGCUUUGAUCGAAGUGCGCAAGACCAAGCAAACACCGCAAGAACUCGAAGCCGAGAUCCACAACUUGAACAUGGCUUUGACGCAAGCGAUGCAGAAGAAGGCGUUUGACAAGUGCGGCCAAAUCCAGUCCCAACUUGAAGUGCUCCAGAAGCGCCUUGCCAAAACGGGACGGGAGAAGCCACAGUUAGCUGUGGCAAGGGAGAAUCCCCAGGUUGCUGCAGCGCCCGUGGCGGCGGCAGCUGGUGAAGUCGCCCCACCAGCCAUUGGCGUGGUGCGAGCUUCAGUCACAAAUGCGAAUGCUCCAGUGGCUGCGAUUAAAGCUGUCGCGUCGUCCCCCGUCGUGCUACCACCAUCGAACGUUGUGAUCGCCGCUGCCCCAGUUGCCGCAGCUCCCUCCCAACCUUUGGUGGCUGUCGCACUGCCAGCAAUGGUGGCGCCUGGUGCUCGCCGGAACCAAGUUGCAGUGACCGACGGUCGCCGACCACGAAGCAGCUCGAUCGAGUCGGCCACGUCGGCGCAUUCCCAAGCGUUUUCUGUUUCGUCCAAGGUGUCUCAAGCCGUCUCCGUGUCGUCCAAGCUGUCGAAAGCCAAGUCGGCAACCAAAGCGACCCUUGCGCCGUCGAUCGACGAGGCCGAGAGCGAUCCUUCUCGCACCGUGGCGAGACUGCGCCCUGCCAAGGUGAUCAACAUCGAUGGGAACGCUACAAUCACGGAAGCCGCGAUCGUGAUGAAGAAAAACCGAACUGCUGCCAUUCUCGUCGUGAGCCCCGCCGGCCUGUUGGAAGGGAUCUUAUCCGACACGGAUGUGACUCGACGGGUGAUCGGACAAGGGCUCAGCCCGAGCACCACGAGCGUGGCGUCUGUUAUGACCCCCCAGCCAAGCUGUGUCGGCUCAGAAGACAAAGCCACGGACGCCCUUCGAAAAAUGCUGCAAGGCCGCUUUCGCCACUUGCCCGUCACCGACUCGGCUUCUGGGGCUGUUGUGGGGCUGCUGAACGUGACCAAGUGUCUUCAUGCGGCGAUUCGCCGUUUGGAACAAGCGCACGAAUCGACGAAAUCAUUGCGAAAGGACCUGCAUGUGAGUGGCGCGGCUCUGGCGAUCUUGGCCCCGAUGCUGGAAAAGCUGUCGUCGCCAACUCUGCAUGACAUUGUGUCGAGCACGCCGCUGCCGCCCAUUGUUUCCCCCAGGGACAUGCUGGACUCGGUGAUCCACCAAAUGGCUGAGUCUCGCAAGGCCGCGCUUGUGGUCGACACAGACGGGACGCUUGUCGGGAUCUUCACCCCCAAAGACGUGCUUGUUCGCGUCAUCGCGGGCGGGAUCCCGCUCGGCACGACCCCCGUCGAAAAGGUCAUGACAGCAGACCCCGAGGCUGCCCACGUGUCGACUACUAUCAUUGACGCGUUCCACAUUAUGCAAGAUGGCAGGUUCCUCAACUUGCCCAUCGUGGACGAGAACCACAAAGUUGUGGGGCUGACCGACGUCUUAUCGUUGGCGUGCCAUGCCUUUUCUGGGGCUGACGGCGACCACUACGGUCAGUUCAUCCAGGCGUCGUUCCAGAACGAUACCGACUUUGACGAUAACGCAUCGGUUGGAUCGACAACGUCCAACAUCUCCAAGGCAUCGAAAGCGUCCAAGGCGUCUCGAUUCGGCGGCAGGACGUCGUCGACGCCAGGUGCCCUCAAAUCGACCCCAACCCCUGUCUCUAGCCUUCGCCCCGAUCCGGCUCAAACAAUCUCAGACAGCGCAACUGUACAAGAGUGUUGCCAAGUGAUGCGGUCCAAGCAAAUCGACGCUGUCCUGGCCGUGCGCAGCGACGGGUCGUUGGCUGGUAUUUUGACGGACAACGAUAUUUGUCGGCGAGUGGUGGCCACGAAUUCGUCUCCCUUUACGACCAAGGUUGCUCAAGUCAUGACGCCCAAUAUCAAGUACGUGAGUCCGAACGACAGCGCACUGGACGCGAUGGUCCUCAUGCACGAAGGCCACUUUCGUCAUCUACCUGUCGUCGACAAAGGCACUGUCGUGGGCAUCCUGAGCAUCGGCAAGUGCCUCUUUGACGCGAUCCAGCGCCUCGAGCAGGCUAAUGCUGCGACGGAGGCCCUUCAACAAAGCUUGGAGCAAAAGGCGCGAACGAACCAAUUGAAGUCUGCAGUGAACCCGAUGGUGGACAAGCUGCUGUCGACGUCGAUCACUUUGUCGACGAUCUUGCAAACCGAUGCUGUCGCCCCACAAGUGACCCGCCAAACAACUGUUCAAGCUGCGGCGGCAGCGAUGGCGCAAUCGCGCAAGGCAUCCCUCGUCAUGGAAGGCCAACAUUUGAUCGGGCUGUUUUCUCCCUAUGAAUUGGCUCUGCGAGUGAUCGCUCAAGGUCUGGACCCCAAGACAACGCUUGUCGGCGACGUGAUGCUGUUGGACCCUGACUUCGGCGACCCCGACAUGCCCGUGCUCGAAGGCAUGCAGAUCAUGCACGAAUCAGGGUGCUUGAACCUGCCCGUCCUCUUGGCGAGUGGCCAGGUGGCAGGCCUCGUCGACGUCUUGUCCAUGAGUUAUGGGUCGUUCAGCCUCAUUUAUGGAGACAGCCGUGAAAAGCUGGAAGAAUUCUGGAAGGCUUCGUUUCAAGUGGACCAAAAAGCCAUCGACAGACCCAAGCAGCCAAAGUACUUGGCGCCUGUCGAGCGCACCGUUGCGAGCUUGCGUCCGUCCAAGGCCAUCACGGUCCCCGAGUCGAUCUCGAUUCGCGAGCUGUCGAAGACGAUGGUGCGGGAGAAGACCGACUCGGUGCUCGUCAUUUCUGCAGCCGGCGCCCUCUCUGGCAUUGUCACCGGGUCGGACUUGACGAAUCGUCUCGUGGCGAAAAACUUGUCCCCAGACAACACGACGGUCCAAACCAUCAUGACCCCACGCCCCCAGUUUGUCACAAACGAAGAUUCGGCCAUCGAUGCGCUCUGUACGAUGCUGGCCGGCAAAUUUCGCCACUUGCCCGUCGUCGACAAUCAAAGCAUGGUCGUCGGAGUGCUCCACAUUGCCAAGUGUUUGUACGACGCGAUUCGAAAGGUCGAGUCCACGACAAAGUCGACUGCCCGAGAACUGGCGCAAAACCCCCGCUUAAAGCGAUUGGGGCCAAUGGUGCAUCGCCUCUUCUCGCCCGACGUUCAAUCGAUCAUUGAUGGAGAUACGCCAUGCCCCCGCGUACUCCCGUACACGUCGGUGUUUGCCGCGGCCAAACUUAUGGGGGAAACCAAAAAGGCGGCGCUCGUGGUGGACGAACGCGGCCAGCUCCUCGGUUUGAUCACGCCCGAUGAAGUUUUGUCGAACGUGCUAGCCAAGGCAAAGCCCAUCCACACGACGGCCGUCAUCGACGUCAUGCUGGAAGCACCGCAGAGCGUCUACGGCACCACGACCGUCGUGGACGCCAUGCACGCCAUGCACGACUCGAAGAACUUGCACCUGCCCGUGAUUCGUUCGGCCACUGACCACCACGCGAUCGGGUUGAUUGACGUGUUGUCGCUCAGUUACGGGUCCUUUGCAAAGGGGACCCCGAACGACUGGAAGUCAUUUUGGGAAUCGUCGCUCGAAGUCGAUGACGACGGGACCGCGUCCGUCUCGAGUGGCAUCAGCCUGCAUUCCAAGACGGGUGGGGCCAAAUCCAAGGCUGACUCGACAACCAAACGGUCUGGCGACAACCGCCCUGUCAGUAAACUGCUUCCGACGCCAGCGACCACCGUGCUGGCAACCAUCAGCGUCCGCGAAGCUGCCAUGGCGAUGAAAUCAGAAAAGGCAGACUCGGCCCUCGUCGUGUCUCGAGAAGGAGGGCUCCUUGGAAUCCUGACCGACACAGACGUCACUCGUCGCGUCGUUGCUCUUGGAAACGACCCCGACUUUAUCACGGUCGAAGAAGCGAUGACCGCCAACCCCAAGUUUGUCCAGGAAAGCGACAGCGCCAUGGACGCCAUGUUCUCGAUGCUGGAAGGCAAGUUCCGCCACUUGCCCGUCGUGGAUGCCGACCAUCAUGUCGUUGGCAUGCUCAAGAUCCAAAAGUGUCUGUAUGAUGCGAUCCGGCGCCUCGACACGUCCGCGGUGCAAAAGCAAGGGCUUAUGUCGCCAACGUUGCAAUCCAUCAUUGAAGUCGAUACCAAAGGACCGCCGCUCGUCAACUCGACCGACACGAUCCUGCAGGUGGCGCGGCAAAUGGCGUUUACACGCAAGGCCGCGCUUGUCGUGAGUGGAGCGUCCAAGCAGCUCGUGGGUAUUCUCACUCCCAAGGACGUCCUCCUCCGCGUCGUAGGAGGGGGCUUGGACAUUGCAAAGACUACCGUUGCCGACGUCAUGACCAAGAACCCCGAGGCCGUCGAUCCGUCGAUGACCAUUCUGGACGCCCUGCACAUCAUGCACGAAAACAACUUUCUCAAUUUGCCCGUUGUGCACACUGCGACGUCCAAGAUUGUCGGGCUCGUGGACGUCCUGUCGCUGAGCUACGGCUCGUUCGCCAAGGGCAACGACGAAGAGUGGCGAACGUUCUGGGACAUGACCUUGUCGGCCGAAGACGACGCUGCUGCUGCUGUGUCGAACCCGGCCAUCGCUGCUCCACAACUCCCCGCGGCGAUCCCUCAGCGCCAACUCACGGUCGAAUCCCUUCGUCCGACUAAAGUCAUCUUGCUGCCCGACAACAUCACGGUCGCUGAGGCAGCCACGCGACUUCGCCGCGCCCGUGUGGAAGCGUGCAUCGUCGUCGAUCCGAGUGGAGCGCUCCUUGGUAUUCUGACGCCGACCGACGUGACGCGACGCGUGUUGGCCCAGGAUAUCAACCCUGCCAACUGCUUGGUCUCUUCCGUCAUGACCAAGUCACCGACGUGUGUGCGGACGACGGACCUGGCCACGGACGCGCUGAAUUUGAUGCUCCAAGGACAGUUCAAGCACUUGCCCGUGCUGGACCCGUCCGGCCGUGUGAUGGGUCUAUUGGACAUUUCCAAGUGCUUGCAAGAUGCGAUUGCAGUCAUGGAGCGGAGUCAAACCAAGGCCGAUGCGUUUGCGAGCGAGUUGAAGCGCGGCCUUGGCCAUCAAGACUCGGCAGCCAAGUGGAUUGAAGCCAUGCAACGACCGACGGUGGCCAUGGCCGUGGAGAAGAACAUGCCACCGCCGAUUGUCGGCAUCGACACGCCCGUUCGCGAAGCUGCCAAGAUGAUGGGAUCGUCGCGUACGGCGGCCGUCGUCAUGGACGGGCAUCUCGUGAUUGGGAUGGUGACGCCCAAGGACUUGGUGAAAAAACUCAUUGCACGAUCCCUGUCCGCCGAGACCACUCGGGUCGGCGACGUGAUGACAUCGCACCCGAUCACGAUGCCGCCGAGUGCGAGCAUCCUGGAAGGGCUCCAAGUGAUGAAGGAGACUCGCGAACUGUUUGUUCCGAUCGUCGACCCUCUGUCGAGGCGCGUGGUCGGGAUGGCGGACGUGCUGUGUUUAACAUUUGGGCAAUUCAGCACCUCCGCCGACGGGCCGAACGCGAGCGAGUGGAAGACGUUUUGGCAGUCGGCCAUGGCCAUGCAAGAGGACUUGGCGGGCGACGACAUCGACGACAAUUGUUCAGUUGGGACCAUCGAAGACUUUGAGCGCACCGAGUCCCGACACCACGACAUUGCUGCGAACAACGCGAUGCAGGCGAGUAUGUACUCGGAACUAGGCGACUCGGUGUCCGUGAUUAGUGCGAGCCAAAGCACGGCGAUUUCCGUCGCCGGUACGUUUUUGUUCAAGGUCAAGGACAACAUGGGCCACGUGCAUCGCAUUCGCUGUCGCACGGAAAGCCUGCGCACGCUGCAGGACGAAGUGCGUGCCAAGAUGAACUUGCCCAGCGACGCGCAAGUGCGCCUCAAGUAUGAAGACGACGAGGGCGACCUCGCCGUCGUGUCGUCCGAUUCGAGUUUGAUGGAGGCCGUCCACAUGGCGUCCGAGUCCAAGUGGAAGAGCCUCACGUUGGUGGUUGACGUGGUCGACGAGGGCCACUCUCCACGCUUGGGCAAGAUCCACGAGGCCCCUACUACUGCACCCUCGCCCGCCAAACCCGCGACGCGGAACCUACCUCCGCCGCCGCCGCCGGCCGCUGCCCCAGACAACACGACCGUGCUCAUGGGCAUUGGCGCCCUCGUGGUCGUGAUUGGAGUCGUCGCCAUGGUCGCGUUGAAGAAGUAGAAAGUGGCGUCUGCCUCGUGUGAAUUGCAUUGUUAACCCUCUAGAAAGUUUUGCUUCCA
Messenger RNA from Aphanomyces invadans, 9221 nucleotides. RefSeq lists its product as hypothetical. Gene Ontology annotation, biological process: actin filament organization; vesicle transport along actin filament. Gene Ontology annotation, molecular function: ATP binding; actin filament binding; microfilament motor activity. NCBI's taxonomy places the organism in Eukaryota, Oomycota, Saprolegniomycetes, Saprolegniales, Verrucalvaceae. The transcript has 3 exons. The record is from RefSeq and is a predicted model, not a curated record. The coding region runs from base 73 to 9162 and encodes 3029 amino acids. Gene Ontology annotation, cellular component: myosin complex; vesicle; actin cytoskeleton.